Messenger RNA from Saccostrea cuccullata (small rock oyster), 3444 nucleotides. RefSeq lists its product as uncharacterized. Lineage: Eukaryota; Metazoa; Mollusca; Bivalvia; Ostreida; Ostreidae. The record is from RefSeq and is a predicted model, not a curated record. Gene Ontology annotation, molecular function: nucleic acid binding. The coding region runs from base 1 to 3444 and encodes 1147 amino acids. Gene Ontology annotation, biological process: DNA integration. The transcript has a single exon.
AUGGAAAACAAAAGAUACCAAGUCACCUGGCCGUGGAAAGAAGAAUAUCCUGAGUUACCAGAAAAUCGGGAACUAGCAUAUGGAAGGCUAAAGUCACUACUUCACAAGUUACAGUGUAACCCUGAUUUACUGCACAAGUAUGAUGACAUUAUUCAGGACCAGUGUAAAAAGGGAAUUAUAGAGAAAAUUCCAUCCCAACAAAGAGAGACAGGUAUUAAGCAUUAUAUACCUCAUCACGCAGUGAUAGAUUUGACCAAACCUACUACAAAGGUAAGGAUUGUGUAUGAUGCAUCGGCUAAGUCAGGACAUAAGAAAACCAGCUUGAAUGAGUGUUUGCACAGGGGACCUGUGAUGCUGCAUGAUUUAUGUGGACUUCUGAUGCGCUUUAGACUUAAGAAGAUAGGAAUAACCGCAGACAUUGAGAAAGCGUUCUUGCAAAUUGGCUUACAGGAGGAAGACCGUGAUGCUACUAGAUUCUUCUGGUUGAAGGAUGCUAACAAGGCUACAGUAGACAGCAAUGUACAAGUGUACAGAUUUUGCAGAGUGCCUUUUGGUGUGAUCUCAAGUCCAUUCUUACUUGCGGCAACUGUUGACCAUCACCUUAGUACAUAUGAAAGCAAGACAGCUGAAAACAUCCGAAACAAUAUUUAUGUAGAUAAUGUUAUUACAGGAGUUGAUAACAUUCAAGAAGCAGAAAUUCUAUACAAGGAAGCCAAGGAGAUAUUCAGUAGUAUGUCCAUGAACUUGAGAGAUUGGGCAUCUAAUGCCAAGGACUUUUAUGAGACCAUACCAGAUGAAGAUCAAUCAGCUAGAGAAAAGUUAAAAAUACUUGGAUUGACUUGGAAUCUCAUCGAGGAUGUACUUUCAGUGCCAUGUGGAAAUUGUAUGAGUAAGACAGUACCAGUUACCAAACGAGAAGUACUCCAAGUAGUUGCGUCAAUAUUCGACCCUCUUGGAUUUUUCACACCUGUGACUUUAAAGGCAAAAUUUUUUCUUCAGACUCUAUGGAAGAAAAAUCUUGAGUGGGAUGAAGCACUCACAGAAGAAGAUAUACAACAAUGGCGAGAAAUAAGAGCAGAUUUAGGAGGGAUUCCAAAGUGUCAGAUUCCAAGAUAUAUAGGACUAUCAGGAGAGGUGUCUUACAGACUUUUGUGUUUUUGUGAUGCAUCUGCAAAAGCAUUUGCGACUGCCAUUUACCUUCAGAUGACAACUACCAAUUCAAGCAUCAGCAACUUAGUAUUUUCCAAGACUCGUCUAGCACCGACAAAGACAAUUACUAUGCCUCGUCUCGAACUUCUAGCAGUUCUCAUUGGAGUAAGGAGUCUAAACUUUGUUCACAGUCAACUAAAACUAACAGUGUGUGAGAAAAUACUCUGGACAGACUCACAGUGUGUCUUACAUUGGAUAAAGACUAAGAAGCCCUUGACAGUUUUUGUGGAAAACAGAGUGAAGGAAAUUCAGAAGAGCAGUGACCUUGAAUUUCAAUAUGUGGCUUCUACUGAUAAUCCAGCAGAUAUUGCUACCAGAGGUGGUACAGUGGAAAUAUUGCAAGAAAACAGACAGUGGUGGAAUGGCCCAGCAUGGCUGAAAGAGAGCAAAAGUCAGUGGCCGAUAUGGAAUCCAACUCCGAGUGAAAAUCACAGUGAAGCUAUUGCUUCAGAGUACAAGAAAUCUAGAGUGUAUGAAACCAAACUGUUAGUGGGGGAGGAUCCUCAUGGAUGCUCGGACACUCCUGCUGAAUGCAAGAAACCGUUUAGCCUAGACGACAAGCAAUUUUCGUCCUUUGCUAAAUUAGUCAGAGUAUCGGCAUGGAUACUUAGAUUCAUCAGUAAAAUUAAGAAGGAAAAAUCCUUUUCUGGUACAUUAACUGCAACAGAACUGAGUGAGGCAAAGUUACUUUGGAUAAGGAGUAUCCAAAAUGAGAACUAUAAAGAAGUAAAGAGUGCUUUAACAGAAGGAAAGAGGCUUAACUUAGUUAACCAAUUAGGACUCAUUUUGGAUGAAGACAAAAUUAUAAGAUGCGUUGGUCGACUUGGAGCUGCACACCUGACCGAAGGAGCUAGAACACCAAUUUUACUGCCAAAGAAAAAUCAUGUGACAGAUCUACUCAUAGACAGUUACCACAGGAAAUCACUUCAUGUUGGAAUAUCUCAGACACUAUCCUUAAUCCGACAGACAUAUUGGAUUCCUCAAGGACGUUCUCAAGUGAGAAGAGUACUGCAGAAUUGUAGUAUAUGCAAGCGACAUGAAGGUGGACCAUACAGAAUGCCUGUAAUGCCACCCUUACCAAAGAAGAGAGUGAAUGAGGCUUCGCCAUUUACUUACACUGGUGUCGACUACUUCGGCCCUAUUUAUGUGAAAACAGACACUGGGACCAAGAAAGUGUGGGUGUGCCUAUUCACAUGUUUAGUCACCAGAGGUAUCCAUCUCGAGCUUAUGCAAGAUAUGUCGACUGAAGAGUUCCUUCUUGGCUUGAGACGAUUCAUUGCUCGAUGGGGAAAACCGAAAGAACUUAUCUCUGACAAUGCUUCCCAGUUUAAGUUGGCAAGUAGUGCGCUUGAGAAAAUUUGGACCUCAACAGUCAGGGAUCCAGAUGUGCAGAGCUAUAUCGCAAAUGAAGAUAUCAAAUGGCAGUUCAUAGUCGAACUGGCCCCAUGGAUGGGAGGCUUCUACGAGCGUCUCAUUGGAGUAGUGAAGAGAUGCCUACGAAAAACUAUUGGGAAACUGUGUCUUACAAGUGAACAACUAAGAACUCUAUUAGCAGAGACUGAGGCAGUUGUUAAUUCAAGGCCAUUAGUUUAUGUGGGAGAUGACAUAAAUUCUAACAUAAUUCUCACACCAGCUCACUUCCUGACACUGAAUCCUAAAAUUGGUAUUCCUGAUAGUGAAGAAGAAGAUACAGAGGACACAGAGUAUCUACCUAACAUCAGCAGUGCUGAGAAGUUAUUACAGACAUGGAAGAAGGGACAAAAACAUCUUGAUGCCUUUUGGAAAUCCUGGCGAGAUGACUAUCUCCUGAGUUUGCGAGAAAGAACAGCAUACAGACUGAAGGAAGGAAGAAUUCAGCACAGUAUGGAGCCAAGGAUUGGAGAUGUGGUGUUGGUUAAAGAUGAACUUCCGCGUGGAACCUGGAAAGUAGGACGUGUGUGUGAACUGACCGUUAGCAGAGAUGGACAGAUCCGUUCCGGAAAGGUUUUACUUCCAAAUAAGAAGACCCUUAAUAGGCCACUAAAUCUUUUAUAUCCGAUCGAGUGUUCAAAGGAAACAGAGUCCAAUGACAGGAAGGAUCAAAGUACCGAAAGUGAUAAAAGUGUCUCAUCCGAAAAUCCCACGGUGACCAAUUCAAAAACAGAAGCGGAUGCUAGAGACUCACCACAAGAGAGACCUAAGAGACGAGCCGCCUGUAGAGCAGUAGAGAAGAUCAAAGAUUGGUUAAAACCAUGA